Messenger RNA from Mesorhabditis spiculigera, 1350 nucleotides. The record is from the annotation of a GenBank genome assembly. NCBI's taxonomy places the organism in Eukaryota, Metazoa, Nematoda, Chromadorea, Rhabditida, Rhabditidae.
AUGUCAGAUUUCUCCUUUUUCGUCGAUACUUCGCGAGAAAUUCCGCUCGAUACAAAUUCCGGAAUGUUCAGUGUGAUGGAAUGGGUGACCGUGGUCGGUGCGGUGGUGAACCUUUUCGGGCUGUUCGUCAUCGUAUUCCAUACGCCGUCGAGUAUGAAAACUUAUGGGAGGGCGCUGUCGGCGUAUCAGGUGAUUUCCCUAUUGGCGGACGGGUUGGUCGGUUCGGGUCUGGCCCCUUACCUGAUUUUUCCGGUCCCCGGCGGCUUACCGGUCGGGUGGAUGUGGCAAUUCGGCCUGACGACGCAGCUUCAGAUUUUCCUCGGCUUCGUCUUCAUCGGCCACAUGGUGACCCUGAUCGUGACGAUGUUCGUCGUCCGCCACCAGACGAUCAUGCCCGGCGACAACAUCUUGAAGAUGCGCCCGAGCAUCCGCCUCGGCUUCUACAGUUUCAUGCAAGUUUGGCCAUAUCUCCACUUUGGCAUCAUGUUCUUCUUCGUUUUCUCUAACGACGAUCAGCCAAAAAAAUAUCCCAUCUUCCGCCAAUUCAUCCUGGUCCCCCGCUUCUACGCCUUUUCCGACGAGGCCGGCAUAUUGAUCCUGAUCAACGUCUCCGUCUGGGUGGUGAUCGUUGUGGUUAUUGUUGGAGGGGCCAUUCUUACGAGUUUCUACAUCCUCGAAUCGAGACGCGACCAGAUCAGCGUCCGAACCUUUAAGCUCCAACGGAAAUGGAUUCAUAAGUGUAUUUUGCAGGUAUCAAUCCCAAUGAUCACUAUAUUGACGCCGAUUCUCGGCGGCGUCUACAUUUUUGUGACAAAAACUGUGGCAAUGUUUGGUUUGAUCCCAACCGCCGAGCUGAUCCUCAGCCUCCACGGCUCGCUCUCCACCACCGUGACUCUGAUGCUCUACCGCCCGUAUUACGCCUACGUUGAGCAAAUCGAAUUGGCCGAGUUCCCAAAGCUGAACUCGUGCUACUACAAGGUGCUCGCCGAGCCGCCGCCCACCAACACGUGCUUUCACGCCGAGGUGGCGCCGGUAAAAAUCCCGGCCGAGUACCCGUUCGCCCCGCCCGUCGUCACCAUCACCAAGUACAUCCACCACCCGGCGGUCGCCCUCACCGGCGAGGUGAACCUGCCGUGCCUUGACCCGAAGAACUGGAAGCCGACGAUCACGCUGAAAGAGGUGUUGGGCGAGGUGGCGCUGCGCAUCGCCGAGCCGAACCAGCAGGACGCCGUCCGGCCCGAGCUCGCCAACGCGCUCGCCAAGGAUCGCAAGGACUUCUUCAGAAUGGCCCCCUACCAGGUCGCCAACCCGGGCUUCCAACUGCUCGGCCGUCACACGUGCAGCCACUUU